AUGGAAGGCCAUGAUUGGGAGAAGUUAGAACGCACCGUGCGCGAGAUUCGCGACAAUACCGUCACCGCACGCUCACGCGCCACGUACCAGAACUCGUACUGCCGUUUCCUCGCUUGGCUUGUCCGCAACAAGCCGCACCUCGCACCCCAGCCAUUUCUCGAAGCCCUCGCUACGCGGCUUGAUACUGUCCAGGACAUCAUAUCAGAGCUGGAGAAGAGGGCUAUCGGAGCAGGGGCAGUUACUUACGACGGGCUGAAUGACGCUAUUAGGGCAUGCCUUCGUGAUACCGGUGUUGCUGGCCUUGUUGAGAAGCUAGCAAGUGCGCAGGAGCCGGUCGUCGAGGCUAGUGGUGCAGAGGCCGAGCGCCAGAUGUGCCACUUCUGGGGUGGCAAAUUCCGUCGCGUGCCUGCUGAUUUUGGGAUCCCUGACUGCUCUGUUCGUCAUGCAUGGGUGCUUUGGAUGUCCAGCUCCGCUUUCUCAUGCGCAUCUAAAAAUCUGCUUCAACUUGGCCAGUCCAUCGACGCAGCGACUCAAGUCUUCUUAGCCUGUGCAGAUAGCGUCACCGUGGACGAUAUUACGGAACACUCACGAAAACGCCGUCGUGGGCAACUCAGCUGGGCGACAGUAGGAAAGCUACUGCGGAAAAAAAGCAAAAAGAACAGUCAACUAAUGAUGAUCCAUAGCAAUGAGAACAAUCAUGACGCGCUUAUGAGAACCACGUUAUUUGCAUUUGAUAUUACCAACUGCUCAUUGCUGCUCAGCUCGUGUAUAGCCUCGUUGAUUGCUGAAUAGGGGCAUGGGGAGCAAUGAUAGCUCGGUCUUGACCAGCGCGCCCUUGAGCCCCACGAUGUCCGUGCGUGUGGUGCUCUUCGGAGGUGAUCGUGAACACGAGCAGCUCUUGUGCCACGCGCAGCUUCUCGGUCACCUUCGCGCGCAGUUUGAGGUCCUCGAUGUGCACAUUCUUGUGGCUGCGCUAGCCGUCCUUGUCCUGUUCUCCUGAGCGAGCCGUGGUCUUGAUGGGCGCGAAGUGGCGCGUGUGUUUGGGCUAUCGAUGAUGAUGGUGCUGGCCUAGUCGUCCUGCAAGUUCAUGAGCUCGUUGACCAUCAAGUGCUUGCGGUUCACGACCUUGCCCAUGGUGCCGCCGACCCUGAUGAGCUCGCCGACUUCCCUGAGAUUAAAGGUCAUUGAGAGCUUACCUGGCAAACGUUGCUGAAGUAACUGCGCGGGCGCGGCGCGGUCGCCACCAGCAGCGUCUUGCACGUCGCCGGGGCCUAGCACAUGUCGGCACUUGCAAUCAGUAGGGGAAGCACCGAAGAGCUCUGUGUCUUGC
Molecule: messenger RNA, 1330 nt
Organism: Phytophthora sojae
Lineage: Eukaryota; Oomycota; Peronosporomycetes; Peronosporales; Peronosporaceae
Exons: 3
Coding region: 1-792 (263 amino acids)
Source: RefSeq, a predicted model, not a curated record